This is a messenger RNA of Monomorium pharaonis (pharaoh ant), 604 nucleotides long. RefSeq names its product THAP domain-containing protein 11-like. Lineage: Eukaryota; Metazoa; Arthropoda; Insecta; Hymenoptera; Formicidae. Gene Ontology annotation, molecular function: sequence-specific DNA binding. The record is from RefSeq and is a predicted model, not a curated record. The transcript is spliced from 2 exons. Bases 266 to 589 code for a protein of 107 amino acids.
GAUGGUUGUGCUUAUCAUAUAUUUCGGUCCUAGAGAAAAUUACUCAGAUAGCCAUUAUCGUAAACACCCUUUAUAAAAAUCGUGUCGGAGAAAUGCUACAGCGCAUGCGUGUCAUUACUACCCACAAUAUGGCGCAGUACAGUGCAAAGCUUGUGAUACUGUGAUGUAAUUAGGAUUAGAGGUUAGGUCCGGUUAUUUAUGAAAUCUAUAAUAAAAAAGAUUUGUGAUAUUCAAUUUGAAAAAGUUUUAACAUAUUUUAUGUAAAAUGGAACGCAUAGUUGGUGGUUUUACUUGUGCAAUGAGUAAUUGCAAUGAAAAUUCAAGAGCAAGUCGUCAUUUAAGCUUUUUUCGAUUUCCAUCUGACCCACAAAGAUCAAAAUUAUGGCUACAAGGAUGUGGCAUAGAGAAGGAUAUUUCACCGCAAAAAUUACACAAUAAUUAUAGAGUUUGCUCUAAACAUUUUGCUCCUCACAUGUUUCUAAAUGAUUUGAAAAUACCCCAGAUAGCACAGGACGUCCUCAGGAUCAUCCUGAAUAUGUCCCGGGAUGUCCUGGAAUCUUGUCAGGAUAUAAUAGUUGUAUUAUUGUAAAUAUUUUAUGUAUAA